This is a messenger RNA of Alexandromys fortis (reed vole), 2262 nucleotides long. RefSeq names its product WD repeat and SOCS box containing 2 (gene Wsb2). The record is from RefSeq and is a predicted model, not a curated record. Gene Ontology annotation, molecular function: protein binding. Gene Ontology annotation, biological process: intracellular signal transduction; protein polyubiquitination. NCBI's taxonomy places the organism in Eukaryota, Metazoa, Chordata, Mammalia, Rodentia, Cricetidae. The transcript is spliced from 9 exons. The coding region runs from base 148 to 1362 and encodes 404 amino acids.
CCCCGCCGGCCGCCAUGUGACGGGAAGCAGCUGAUGGCCUCUGCGGGCAGCAGCGGCGGCGGGGAGGGGGCGGGCGGCGCGGAAUGAAGGCCCGCGGCCCUGGGGGCUGAGGCUCCCGCCGCCGCCUGGCGCGGCCCGCGCGUCCUCAUGGAGGCCGGAGAGGAACCACUGCUGCUGGCUGAACUCAAGCCUGGACGUCCCCAUCAGUUUGACUGGAAGUCAAGCUGUGAGACCUGGAGUGUGGCCUUCUCCCCAGAUGGUUCCUGGUUUGCCUGGUCUCAAGGACACUGCGUGGUCAAGCUGGUCCCCUGGCCCUUAGAAGAGCAGUUCAUCCCUAAAGGAUUCGAAGCCAAAAGCCGGAGCAGCAAAAAUGAUUCAAAAGGACGAGGCAGCCUGAAGGAGAAGACACUGGACUGUGGUCAGAUUGUGUGGGGGUUGGCCUUCAGCCCGUGGCCCUCACCACCCAGCAGGAAACUCUGGGCACGCCACCAUCCCCAGGUGCCAGAUGUUUCUUGCCUGAUCCUGGCCACAGGUCUCAAUGACGGACAGAUCAAGAUUUGGGAGGUGCAGACAGGGCUCCUGCUUCUGAAUCUUUCUGGCCACCAAGAUGUCGUGAGAGAUCUGAGUUUCACACCCAGUGGAAGUUUGAUUUUGGUCUCUGCAUCCCGGGAUAAGACUCUUCGAAUCUGGGACCUGAAUAAACAUGGUAAGCAGAUCCAGGUGUUAUCUGGCCACCUGCAGUGGGUUUACUGCUGCUCUAUCUCCCCUGACUGCAGCAUGUUAUGUUCCGCAGCUGGUGAGAAGUCGGUCUUUCUGUGGAGCAUGCGGUCCUACACACUAAUCCGGAAGCUGGAAGGCCACCAGAGCAGUGUUGUCUCCUGUGACUUCUCUCCUGACUCUGCCUUGCUCGUCACAGCUUCUUACGACACCAGCGUGAUUAUGUGGGACCCCUACACUGGCGAGAGGCUGAGGUCACUUCAUCACACCCAGCUCGAACCUGUCAUGGAUGACAGUGAUGUUCACAUGAGCUCCCUGCGGUCUGUGUGCUUCUCUCCUGAAGGUCUGUACCUCGCUACAGUGGCAGAUGACAGGCUCCUCAGGAUCUGGGCUCUGGAACUGAAGGCUCCAGUUGCCUUUGCUCCCAUGACCAAUGGUCUUUGCUGCACAUUCUUCCCACAUGGUGGAGUUAUCGCCACAGGGACAAGAGAUGGCCAUGUCCAGUUCUGGACGGCUCCCCGCGUCCUGUCCUCACUGAAGCAUUUAUGCAGGAAAGCCCUUCGAAGUUUCCUCACAACAUACCAAGUCCUAGCACUGCCAAUCCCUAAGAAGAUGAAAGAGUUCCUCACAUACAGGACUUUGUAGUAGCACCAGCCAUCCUGACUCCUAUAGAGAAGCAAUGCAAGGGACUGGCUCGGAUGGAGCCAGCAGACGACACUGGACCCGCUGUGGACCUUUCUCCCCAUUGGCAUGUGCAAGUAGGUCUGAGGGACCCCACUUCGUGGUGCCAGCCUUACCUCGUCUUCAUCCGUUGUGAGCGGCCUUCGUCAGUCUAGUUGUCUUGAAGCCAAGUGCAGUUGUGGAUGUUGUUUGGAUAGAAAAGCAAGCAGGCUCCAGAGCCUGUCUGGUGAUGGCCAAGUCCACACUCCCUUCACUGGGAAGUGCCUGCCACGUAGCAUAGCAUAGCAUAGCACCUGCUGCCUGUGUCCAGUCAGUGCUGCAUGGUCUGAGGUUCCUAGGCUCUGGUCUAAGGAACGCUCGUGUUUGGCAGGUGGUCUGGGCUGUUCCCCUCACCAAUACACUAGUACUGGCUUUUACUUUUCUUUAAACAGUGGUGUGCAUGUAUAGGAAAUGACAAACAAGUACAUCAGAUCAUAUGAGGUGCUCCUCAACUGCAUGACGGUCAGAUGGCCAUUUAUCAGCACCAUAUUUAUUUGUAUUUUCUCAGCAGAUAUUAAGGUACAACUAUGUUUUCUCAGUGGUCUUUGAAAGCCAGGAGUUCUUACGUGGCCCAGUUGUGAAGCCAUGUCUAGUUGUGUGGAGUCAGUGUCGUCACUGGCUCAUGCUGUCACGUGCGUGCGUUUGUCUCUGCUGCUUGACCUCAUGGGACUCACCCUCCACUUCAACUGCCCUAAACAUAGCCCCUCCCAAGCACCGCUCUUCACCAGCGGCAGAGCUACCUGUUCGGGAUGCCUCACUCACACAAGAUCUGCCUUGGGAAAGUUAAUAUAUUUUAAAUUAUUUUAAAAGAAACGCAACACCUUA